AUGGCGACCAUGGGCCGCUGGACUUCCGUGCUAGGGCUCCUCGUCGUCCUCCACCUCCUGUACGAAACGGCUCUUUCCUACACCCCCUUGUCUGAGGGUAGCUUGCGAAGCCUCCCCUCCGGAGGCUCUGAUUUCGACAUUCACAGCGGCGCGUUGCUUGCGCCAAUAUUGAUACCCCGAGUGCCGGGCACGCCAGGGUCGCUGAAGGUGCAGGACCACUUUGUUUCCUUCUUCAAGGAGCACCUCCCACACUGGGCUAUUGAAUGGCACAAUUCAACCUCGACGACGCCCGCGACGGGCGACCGCAAGGUUCCCUUUUCCAACCUCAUCUUCCGGCGCGAUCCUCCGUGGGCAGCCGUGGGUGACGUUGGGCGGCUGACACUGGUCGCACAUUACGACAGCCUAUACAAACCCGAGGGAUUCAUCGGGGCGACCGACAGUGCCGCCCCGUGUGCUAUACUCAUGCACGUUGCAAGGAGCAUCGACGAGGCUUUGACGAAGAAAUGGGAUGCGAUGAAGGCCAACGGCCAGACUGGCGACGGCCUCGGGGAGGAAAAAGGCGUCCAGAUCAUCCUCCUCGACGGGGAGGAAGCCUGGGUGUCGUGGUCCGCUACGGACUCACUCUACGGUUCAAGAGCGCUGGCUGAAGCCUGGGAAACAACACCCCAUGCGGCUCUUUCCACCUACCCCAAUCCGAUAAAUUCCAUAAGCCUCUUCGUCCUGCUCGAUCUCCUUGGUGCCGCGGGUCCCAGGGUCCAGUCGUACUUCCCGACCACGCAUUGGGCAUACAGGAAUCUGGCGACGAUCGAGGAGCGGAUGCGGAAGCUCGAGCUACUCGAGUCUAAACCGACGGCGCAAUUCCUCCCCGAGAAGGACAAGACACAGUUCGGCAGGGGCUUUGUACAAGACGACCACGUCCCGUUCAUGGCGCGCGGCGUCGAUAUUCUACACGUCAUACCUUACCCCUUCCCGUCCGUAUGGCACACCAUGGAAGACGAUGCCGACCACCUCGACAUACCAACUGUGAGGGAUUGGGCCCGGAUCAUGACGGCGUUCGCGGCCGAGUGGAUGGAUCUGGAAGGGGACCUGCCGCAGCUCCCGCACGAGAAGCCUGGAAAGCGGCGUCUUGGAGGGAAGCUUAUCGAGACGACUUCGAGGGUCUGUUACCUUACCUUUGGUCCUGAUGUGGGCUACCAGCCCAGGUCACGUGCUGGUGCUGCGGAGGCCGCGUCUUCAUGGGGGUUUGACGAAGCAAGCGUUGCUGUGUCGUCGAAGCAAGGACCCGCCGGCGCGAAGGCAAAGCUCAGCUCAAAGGCACCUCUGUCGAAGCCAAUUGCUCUUGGGAGCUCUGAUACUGUCAAGGUCACCUUGACAGCGAAGGACAAUGGCAAGGCGAAGCGACCUCAUCAGGCAUUCGUGGUGCUUAGGGAGGUGGAAUCGGGACUGGAGGCCCCAUUCCCGCUUUCGGUGAAGGAGAACGGACAGGGAACGGUGCAGAUUUCCCGGAAGGACCUCCCAGUCCAGUUCCUCCUCGCGACCAAACCCCUCAAGGCUUCAGUCAUCGUGGCAUCUUUCGGAUCGGCUGAAGGCCUGAACACCCCCGUCUUCGACCUGGAGAUCAAGCCCGACUCGACUACCCCUGCCCCGGCUUACGAGAAGCCCGUCCGCUACGGCAAACGGCCCGAGAUCGCCCACACGUUCAGGGCCGACCCCCAGAGCCCCCCCAAGAUCGUAUCCUUGUUCUUUGCCCUAGCGGUACUGCUGACCGUGCCGGUCCUGUUCAUCAGCUGGCUCGGCCUCGGCGCGAACCUCAGCCACCUUCCGAAGGCGGUCUCGCAAGCGCCGCUCUCGCACGCCGCGUUCCUCGGCUCGAUCAUCGCGAUGGAGUUCGUCUUCUUCCUGUACUACAGCACCUGGAACCUGUUCCAGGUCCUGCCGGCCAUUGGGAUCGUGGGCGCCGUCGCCAUCAUCAGCGGGCCCAAGGCCCUGGGCGAGGUGCAGAGCAGACGGCUUGCUGGGGAGCGGUAA
Phialemonium atrogriseum is the source of this 2028-nucleotide messenger RNA. RefSeq lists its product as uncharacterized. NCBI's taxonomy places the organism in Eukaryota, Fungi, Ascomycota, Sordariomycetes, Cephalothecales, Cephalothecaceae. Gene Ontology annotation, cellular component: membrane; oligosaccharyltransferase complex. Gene Ontology annotation, biological process: protein N-linked glycosylation. The transcript is spliced from 8 exons. The coding region runs from base 1 to 2028 and encodes 675 amino acids. Gene Ontology annotation, molecular function: zinc ion binding; glutaminyl-peptide cyclotransferase activity. The record is from RefSeq and is a predicted model, not a curated record.